ACCUCCGGAGGUGGCGGCCCCACGCGGCCCAACAAGCUGCCGUUGUCCCGCGGGCCCCGGGCCCGGCACACUGGGGCUUUGUCCAGCCCCCCGCCGCGACCCACGGUGGGGGGGCCCCACAUGACCGAGGGGGUAGGAGGAGCCUGCGGCGGCGGUGGCGGCGGCGGCGGCGGCGGCGGCGGCGGCGGCUCCUCCACCACCAUUUCCCUCCCUGGCCGGGGGUCGGCGGGCGGUGGUGGCGGCGGCGGCGGCGGCGGCGGCCGGGCAGGGGCCCCUGUUCCCCGCCAGGCUGCAGGCGCCCGGCCUGGGCCAGCAGGGCAGCUGCGACCCAAGCGCUCUCCGGGCGGCGAACUGGGGGUGCGCCCGGACCCCCGCCCCCGGGAUCAUGGGGAAUGGCAUGACCAAGGUACUUCCUGGACUCUACCUCGGGAACUUCAUUGAUGCCAAAGACCCGGACCAGCUGGGCCGGAACAAGAUCACACACAUCAUCUCUAUCCACGAGUCACCCCAGCCUCUGCUGCAGGACAUAACCUACCUUCGCAUCCCUGUGGCAGACACCCCUGAGGUACCCAUCAAAAAGCACUUCAAAGAAUGUAUCAACUUCAUCCACUGUUGCCGCCUCAAUGGGGGGAACUGCCUUGUGCACUGCUUUGCAGGCAUCUCCCGCAGCACCACCAUCGUGACGGCCUAUGUGAUGACUGUGACGGGGCUAGGCUGGCGGGACGUGCUUGAAGCCAUCAAGGCCACCCGGCCUAUCGCCAACCCCAACCCAGGCUUUAGGCAGCAGCUCGAAGAGUUUGGCUGGGGCAGUUCCCGGAAGCUCCGCCGGCAGCUGGAGGAGCGCUUCGGAGAGAGCCCUUUCCGCGACGAGGAGGAGGUGCGCGCGCUGCUGCCGCUGUGCGCGCGCUGCCGCCAGGGCCCCGCGCCCGCGCCCGCGGCCCCCGCGCCGCACUCGGCAGCCUCCGAGGGAACCCUGCAGCGCCUGGUACCGCGGCCGCCCCGGGAGGCCCACCGGCCGCUGCCCCUGCUGGCACGCGUCAAGCAGACUUUCUCUUGCCUCCCGCGGUGUCUGUCCCGGAAAGGCGGCAAGUGAGGAUCCCAGCUCGCCCUGGCGCCCCUCUUCCUAACGACCGGUCCCCUUCGGGGCUGUUUGGGCCUCCCGCGGCCUCCAGAACGGGCCCAGAGCCUGUGGGAGCCCCGCGGAGCCCCGAGCCCUGCCCCUGCCCCUGAUACCCGCCCUGCUUGUCUGCGUCUGCAGUCUGUGUGUCCUCCAUCCGUGAGUCUCUGUGUCUAAGCCGGCCUGCUGCAGCCACUUGGUGCCUUAGUCCUUGGGCUGGGGGGAGGGGGCACCCAGGCCUCCAUCCUUAAAGGCAGCGGGAGUGGGAGUGGGUGGGGGUGGGGGGGGUUGGAUGGGCCUGGAGGAUAUUAAAGAGACACAGAAGCUGUCUGUCUGAGCUCCUCCUAGUCAUUCAGCAAGGGGCCUGGAUGCAGGACUGCGUGGGGCUGGAGCCUGCAGGACACAGGGAUGGGAGGGGGCCGGCAUCCCCAAGGGUCUGGAGGAGCCCACCACCUCCUCAAAAUCGCUCUGGGCAGGGCUGAAUUCCUGGACUCCGGUUCACUGCCUGACCACCCCCACCCAGUCUCUCCCUGAAGCCCUGGUCUCCUGAAAAGGCCUCUGAAUCCCUCCUUCUCUCUGAACCCUUUUGCCCUCUAAGCUCUUCUCCAUGUCACCAGCUCCCUCCUCUUCUCUACUCACAAAUACUAGGUAGUAAGCUGUCCAAAUAGUGCCUCCUUCAUGCCUGACUUUUUAAAUGCAUGAAUUCACUUCAUCUCUGGGAGGAAACUGAGGCUCAGAAAGGUAGGCAGCUUGCCUGAGGACAGCUGGAGUAGGGGAGGCUGGAUUUGAACCUAGGCAGUCUGUGUCCCAUGGUGGCUGUUAAGAAGUAGUUCCUUGGUGACCGUUUAAUCGGAUUAUUACGGGCCUUUUGGUGGUGACUUAUAUAAAGUUCUUUAUAUAUUUUGCAUAUUAACUCCUUAUUGGAUGUUUCAUUUGCAAAUACCUUCUCCCACUCAAGACCCUUUUCACCUAGAGCUUAAAGGCCAGGGGGCAGCCACUGAGGAGGGAAGGAAGGCCUCGGGGCAACCCCAGCAAGCAGCAAAUGGACUCGAGUUGAACAGAGGUCAUCCGGGCUGAGUUUUCUGAACUAAAAGUAACUUGGGAGUUGAGAGGGGUCUGAAAAAACUCCAAUCUAAUAGCCACCUGGCUGGGGUCCCUGUUAUGCACCAAGUACCAUGUUCAGGGCUGUGGGGGAAGCCCAGAUUCCAGUAUUGGGGGUGAGAGGAUGGAUGAAAUAAUCCUCAUCUGCUGCCCAGCCUCCUCAGGAAACUGAGGUUGAUGUCCGAGGUCACCAGCUGGCAAGUGGUGGGGCUGGGAUUCUAAUCCAGGCAGUCUGGCUGGAAAGUCAAGGGAACCCCAUCCUCCUAAUCACUAUGACUCUGCCACCCAGAAAAAUGAAAAGAUUAUCUGACACACUUAACAAUCCCACUUUGAUGUAAUUAUUACACUUGGAUUUGAUCCUAUGAAAUGCUUUGCCUCCCACACCCCCACACCCCACCCCCAAGCCCUACAAUUGGGUC
Molecule: messenger RNA, 2637 nt
Organism: Mustela lutreola (European mink)
Lineage: Eukaryota; Metazoa; Chordata; Mammalia; Carnivora; Mustelidae
Gene: DUSP15
Product: dual specificity phosphatase 15
Exons: 7
Coding region: 386-1093 (235 amino acids)
Biological process (GO): protein dephosphorylation; regulation of cell population proliferation; positive regulation of JNK cascade
Cellular component (GO): cytosol
Molecular function (GO): protein tyrosine/serine/threonine phosphatase activity
Source: RefSeq, a predicted model, not a curated record